Melanotaenia boesemani (Boeseman's rainbowfish) is the source of this 2919-nucleotide messenger RNA. Its product is annotated as dnaJ homolog subfamily C member 16-like. The coding region runs from base 216 to 2645 and encodes 809 amino acids. NCBI's taxonomy places the organism in Eukaryota, Metazoa, Chordata, Actinopteri, Atheriniformes, Melanotaeniidae. The record is from RefSeq and is a predicted model, not a curated record. The transcript is spliced from 15 exons.
GCUAGCAACAGUUGGCCUGACGCUGACGGUUUGCUAAUGUCCAUCAUCUGUACAGGAAAUUAUGGCUUCGUCGUAGGAAAAUAGGUGCAUGUCAUCUGUACUUUACCUUGGAUCUCAACGUUAAUAAACCCGACCAUGUAAACGCAUCGCUUGAUAUAUUUGUCCGUCAAAGGAUCGCUAACUGUCGUUACGAGGGACGGGAAGGUUAGCAAACGAUGAGGGGUUGUAGCACCGGCCGGGUUCCUGGGGCAUGUCCAGCAUUGCUCGCCAUCUUCCUUUUAAUUUUGAUUGUACAUGUGGUGAAACCGACUACUGAGUCUGACCCGUACAAAAUCCUGGGUGUCAGCAGGAGUGCCAGUCAGGCAGAAAUCAAACGGGCUUACAAGAGCCUUGCUAGAGAAUGGCACCCAGAUAAGAACAAGGACCCUAAAGCAGAAGACAUGUUCAUCAAGAUUUCUAAGUCAUAUGAGAUUCUGUCUAAUGAGGAACGAAGGUCCAACUUUGACCGCUAUGGUCAGAUGGAUGAAAACCAACCUUUUGGCCAGUCACAGCAUCAUGGUUUCCGCAGCUUCCACAACAGUUUCUACUUUGAUGAGUCUUUUUUUCAUUUCCCCAGGUCCAGGGACUUUGCUGACAGCAAGUACAUGCUUCACCAUGCUCAGUUUAACAGCGAUGUCCUCCCAGACAGCUACAAGAGGCCGUACCUUAUUAAAGUGACUUCAGAGUGGUGCUUUGCAUGCAUUCACAUUGAGCCUGUUUGGAAGGACACGGUGCUGGAGCUGGAACCUCUGGGUGUGGGCAUUGGCAUUGUGGAUCUGGGCUAUGAGCGUCGCCUGGCCAACCAGCUGGGAGCUCACCGCGCUCCCUCCAUCAUUGGGCUGGUGAAUGGCAGGUUGACCUUCUUCCAUCAGGCUGUAGUACGGGAGCUCCUGAGACAGUUUAUUGAAGAUCUGCUGCCUCAGAAACUGGUGGAGAGGAUAAAUGAUAACAAUUACAGGGCUUUUCUGGAUAGUUGGCAUCUGGAAAAUAAGCCCAGUCUUCUCUUGUUUGACCAAGUCCCUGUUGUGCCACUACUAUACAAGCUAACUGCAUUCGCCUUCAGGGACUAUAUUCGCUUUGGCUAUGUGGAUCAGGGUGAAACACACAGCACUCAGCUCGUGCGGCAGUUCAACAUUAAUACCUACGCUCCCACCAUGCUGCUUUUUAAGGAAAACACAGAGAAGCCUGUUGACGUCAUCCAGGCAAGAGGGAUGAAGAAACAGAUCAUGGAUGAGUUUGUCUCCAAUAACAAGUUCCUUCAGGUGCCACGGCUGGUCAGCCAGAAGCUAUUUGAUGAGCUAUGUCCUGUCAAGCAAUUCCACCGACGGAGGAAGUACUGUGUGCUGCUAAUCACAGGGGAGGAUGAAGAUUUUCUUCCAGGAAAUAAGGCCUUCUUGGACUUUGCCACUGUGAACAAAAAAGAAGUGCUGCGGUUUGCAUACGUAUACCAGCGUAAGCAGCAGCCUCUUUGUCAAGCGCUUCUACACAACCAGGCUGCAGUCUCACCUCAGGUGGUGAUUCUGGAGAGGCGGAGCCAAACUGGCCGGGUCUUUUACCGCUCUGUGAGCGGUGGCUGGAAUGGCAGUGAGGAGGACAAGUACCGCCUUCACGAACAGCUGGAGCUUCUUCAGAAAGAUCCUACUUACCUGAGCUCAGACACCACCUUGCCAGAACUCAACAACGAGAUGGCCCCUAUUUUUAUUAUUCAGUGGAUGAAUGCAGCUUAUGAUUACAUCCUCCAAAUAUAUGAUGACCUUCUCUACUCAAACUGGCGAGAGAUGAUGCCUAUUCUGUCCUUGAUCUUCUCAGCUCUCUUUAUUCUUUUCGGCACUGUUAUCAUUCAAGCUUUCAGUGAACCAAGUGAGAGUAAACCACAAAAUGCAAAGCCAAAGAAGCAACCCACAACAGAAGCUGAGGAAGAAGCAGCAAGCAGAGCAAAUACCUUCAGCCGUCCUCCAAAGAAGGACUUUGUGGAAGUGACUGAGCUAACAGACAUUACAUACACCAGUAACCUGGUCAAGCUGAGACCUGGUCACAUUAAUGUUGUCCUGGUGCUCACCAAUGCCUCCAAAAAUGUUUUGCUCAGGAAAUUUGCCAAGGAGGUUUUUUCUUUUUCUGGGACUCAGACCCUUCACUUCUCCUUCCUCAAUGCUGAUAAGCACUGUCUCUGGAUGCCCUCACUCCUUCGCUCAGCCAGUGCUGCUGGUCAGAGUGUGAGCCAUUUAGAUGAUGAGGAGUCUUCAGACUACACUGGCCACGUCCUGGCCCUCAAUGGCUACAAGAAGUAUUUUUGUCUCUUUAGACCCGUCUUCACAGGGGACGAUCCAAAUGAUGCCUCAUCUGAGAGCUCAUUUUCCUCUGACAGCAAGAGAAAGUCCCGCUCCAGGUCCAGGUCUAGCUCCCACUCCCGAUCCCGAUCCCAUUCCUGGGAAGAUGGUGCCAUACCCAAAAGAGGCUCGAGUAGGGCCACUAGCAUAGAAGUCCACCACAAGCUUGACAGGCUGGGGCUGUGGAUGGAGAGGCUAAUGGAGGGAACCCUGCCCAGAUUGCAGGUCCCUGCAUGGCCAACACUUGAUACCACCAACAGCUCCUCCACAAAGAGCUGAGGUCAGAGUAGGAGAAGUUGCACCCCACUGUUUUGCCUCCUGAUUAGAUCUUUAGCAGAGAAUCUGCAGAGCAAUGUUGUGCUUUUUCAAACAAUUAUUUAAGUUUUUUUUUUGUAAAUGUAGAUGAGCACUGAACUGUUGACACCUUUUGGGUGGUGCUGGUGAGCACCAGCGACUUGCAGAAGGAUGUUAGGAUUGCAAAAUGCAAGUUUUAUUUUGCUUAAUAACAUCCAGUCAGUGCGCAUCCUGCCAAGGUGCUAACUGUAGCUAGCUC